This is a messenger RNA of Thermochaetoides thermophila DSM 1495, 2160 nucleotides long. RefSeq lists its product as uncharacterized. The coding region runs from base 1 to 2160 and encodes 719 amino acids. The transcript has a single exon. The record is from RefSeq and is a predicted model, not a curated record. Lineage: Eukaryota; Fungi; Ascomycota; Sordariomycetes; Sordariales; Chaetomiaceae.
AUGUCUUCCAACCCAGACGCAAUUCCCCUCCGCCGCACCCGCUCCCGCCGCUCCAUAUUCCGCGAAGACUUCGACUCCCAGCACUCAACUCACUAUCCCGACACCCUCAACCAGCCUGCAACGACCACCACACCCCCAUCCCCAACGCCCCGCGACCUACGCCAGUCCGCCGCCGCCCAUGAAUUCGUCUUUGGCGGCCCUGGCCAACCAAAACCUCGCCGUUUAGGACUCUGGCACUUCCUCAUCAGCCAUGUCUCUAUCAUUGCGGCUCUUGUGGUCGGCAUCAUCUGUGUCGUUGUGUCGAUAGUUUACACCAGCAACCUCGGCAAACGGGUGCUUGAAUGUCCGGACUGGGUGAGGGAGUGCCCCGCGGCGGAUGAGUGGACUGUUACGCAUCUGGGGACCAUCCAGGGGGUUAUGACGUUGGUGUAUACGAUCGGCAUGUUUGCCUUGGGGUAUGUCGCUCUGGCGUUUGCGGAGACUGCGGUGUGGGCGGUGCUGCAGAAGCAGAGCUUUACGUUAAAGGUGUUGGACGCGUUUGUGUCAGCGACGAGGGGGAAGAUUGUGGCGGUUCCGGCCGCGGUGCUGGCCGUGAGAUCUGCGAUUGCGGGGAUUGUUUUGUUGUGUGCAGUUGUGGUGAGCCUGAUGCCGUUUGUGGGGAUGCCGUUGGUUGGGUGGGCGUAUACGCCGGGGCUCGUUGGGAAACGGGUUGAGAGUGGUUAUGUGCCGGGCGGGGGAAUUACGGAGGUAUUUGUGCAGGCGAACCCGCCCAACUCGGUGUUGGCUGGGGCGAUGGUUGAGUAUUACUCUUGGGCGAACGAUCCGUCGGCGGAGCCAAUGCCGGAGUAUAGGGGUUGGUACAUCGAUAGGAAGACACUUAGGGGGAGGGGUGAUUUCACCGCUCAGGCCGUCAAGCUACAGACGUCCAUCUCGUGCGCUCCGCGCUCUCUCCUCCCAGAAAACUCAGGAGAAAAUUACUUCUUCACCAACAUGACGAAGACUGGCGACAAUUCUGACCAGCUGCCGCAGAUUAACCAAGACAAGGUCUGGGUCCACAAGACUCCCCACCUCGCAGUCUGGGUCGACGAAUUCUCGUUCCUUUCUAAGCAGCAAACCCGCGCUACCCUCAUCUUCGCCGCCUUCAACGGCACAAUCGACGGAGGCGCAACGACUAAAGUCAACUUCGGAAACCUGGAAAACGUCUCUUCUAUAGCUUGCGAUAUCAACAUGACCGCUGCGGAUGACAUUCUCACUGUUGGAACAAACCCCCCUUCCGUCGAAGACCUCCCUCUUCUUUCUUCCAUCGAUACCCUAACCCUCCCCAGCUCUGCGUCUCAGGAUACUCAUCUCAAUGAAUUCCUCCUCUGGUUCGCAGUCGCGCCAGUUCUGACUGCACCGAGUGUUUACGGCAACCAGCCUUCUUUCCUCAACUUUAGCGCAACCGGUCUACCCAUCCCUUAUACUAAGCUGCCCUCCGAUGAGGAGGAUUACCCGACCCCCGAAGCCAAUACCUGGACUAUCGCCGGUCUUACAACCUUCGUCUAUCUCUCCAUCGGCGCAGUUGUCCAGUCAACCCUCUCCCAAACAGGCCCCGAACCCAUCACCCUCACAACAAAUGUUGACCUCCUCUCCUUCCUUUCGAACCGUACAUUCCUCCUCCUCUUCCCUCCUCUGCUGACCUUCACCAUCCUCAUAUUCUUCAUGAUCUACACAACCAUGCUCCAUGCUAAACACUCCAUUCCCGUGCUUCGCCUCUUCUCGCUCCCCGAACUCCUCAAAUCCUCCCAAACCCAAUUCCUACGCGAUAUCGCUGGUGUGGAUGCCGCCAAGGGCUAUCUACCCGCCCAUGAUCUGGCAAAGACGAGGGUGAGGUUUGGCGUGGAGAGGACUGGGAUGGGUUUGAAUAUGAUGGGGUCGGUGGGGAGUUUGGGAGAGGAAGGGGAAGAGGGGGAGGGGGUACUGGGGUUGAUCGAUGGGAAUACGAUCCGGGAGGGGAGUUUGGGGAGUGAGGAAUUGGAAGGGGAUAAGAGGAGUGGGAGUAAGAGUAGUGUGCGGAGGGAGAAGAACGGGAGGGAGAGCAGGGGAGAGAGAAGGAGGGAGAGGGAGAGGCUAAGGAGGGACGGGGACGUGAAGAAGGUGCCGGGGAUUACCUAUAUCUAG